UGUACGGUUGGAGCGUGUGCUCACCGAUAAUUGCGUUUCAGAAGACUUAAAUAUAAGUUUAGAGAGAAAGAUUGAAGACGUUUGUAUACAGGCAUAAUGGCAGCAACGAUGAGAUGUCUUAUGAGGUUUAAUGUGGGGCUGGCAAACCAUACUUUUCUGAGGAAUAGCUUCCUCAAUUCUUGCAGAUUCUUAUAUUCGGACAAAAGCUUAGGUUUGCAAGGCUAUGAAAAUGCACGAUUAAACUUCCGCAAUCAAUUUUUAAAUGUGGAAAAUACAUUCCGCAGCAAGAUGGAAGAAGUAUGCAGUACAGACUCGAGUAUGAUCUUUACAGAAGAUCUAAAGUCUAUGUUGCAUUUAGCACAAAAAAGACCUGAAGAUAUUGAGUUACUUGUCAAGAUGUUGACAAAGUUUAAUAAUCAAACCAAGGAGAUGAGAUUUGGUACUUUUAUCUUUGGUCCUGUAGUGAUGCGUACUUUUUAUUACUUGGACGAACCAGAUCUUGCUUAUACUGCUUUCAAAGACCCUAAGUUUGAGAAUUUCUUUGAUCAAUUAAUCAGUUACCAGAUUCUUUUAUCUCUGUUAUAUAAGCAUGGAAAAUACACGGAAAUGAGAGAUGUGUAUGAUAUAAUUAAGAACAAAGACAUAAAUGGAUAUCCUAGGAAUUCUUUGAUAUUAGUUAUGGCUGCAUGUUAUAAGGAGAAUACACCAGAAACAUUAGAGUACGGCUUGAAGCUCUGGAAAGAAUUAGAUGAAAAGGGACACAUUAUCAUGCGCAGAGCUACUACAUUUUUAUCAGCUUUAGCCAUUAAGCAGAAUUCACCUCAUAUAGCUAUAGAAAUUUUAAGUACUAUAAGAGAGGCCCGAUAUAUUCAGAUAAGAUGUUUGAAAGUUGUAGCUUAUACAAAUUUGAAGAGGUUUACUGAGAUAGUACCUAUACUUAGAGCAUCAUUAGAACAUGAUAGACCCAAUGCACCAAAAGAAGGUUAUUUCAAAGACGUGAUUGAAAAAUUGGAAGAGGCAAUGGCAAAGGAGAAUAUCCCUGAGGACUUCGAACUUUACAAGUUGAUUACAUUAUUGAAAAAGGAUGAGCAUAUCUUGUCCAGUACUUUAGAAGAUCAUAUCUGUGCGGAAAUAAUAAUUGAUAAAUCGAAAUAUGACAGAAGAAGACUUAACAUGCAAUCUGAUAUGUCGCAGUCUAAUUUUUCACAGCGAUCACGACCGUUUAUGCGUAAUAAUAGUAGACCGGCAUUGCGAGAUCUUUUGUAAGUAUGGAAACAUCCAUACAGAAGUUGUAGAAUAUGUCUCAUAUAACCCAAUGAUUAAUCUAUCCGAGACAGAUUUAAAAUUAAACCAAUGAAUAAAUAAAUAAAUAUAAUUUGUUUUGAUUAAUAAUGAACAAAAACGCCUGUUUUUAUUAAACAAUGUUUAACAUCUUCAAUCAACGCACCUUUCUAUAAAUUGAUA
Molecule: messenger RNA, 1464 nt
Organism: Cyphomyrmex costatus
Lineage: Eukaryota; Metazoa; Arthropoda; Insecta; Hymenoptera; Formicidae
Product: pentatricopeptide repeat-containing protein 2, mitochondrial
Exons: 5
Coding region: 97-1266 (389 amino acids)
Biological process (GO): mitochondrion organization; multicellular organism development; regulation of mRNA processing
Cellular component (GO): mitochondrion
Molecular function (GO): RNA binding
Source: RefSeq, a predicted model, not a curated record